Messenger RNA from Puma concolor (puma), 1734 nucleotides. It is a transcript of the gene ADAD1, whose product is annotated as adenosine deaminase domain containing 1. Gene Ontology annotation, biological process: RNA processing; adenosine to inosine editing. Gene Ontology annotation, cellular component: cytoplasm; nucleolus. Gene Ontology annotation, molecular function: double-stranded RNA binding; tRNA-specific adenosine deaminase activity; adenosine deaminase activity. The record is from RefSeq and is a predicted model, not a curated record. Lineage: Eukaryota; Metazoa; Chordata; Mammalia; Carnivora; Felidae.
AUGUCUGGCAACAAUGACUGGUUUCAGAGUUCCCGGGUCCCUAGCUUUGCUCAGAUGCUGAAAAAGAACUUGCCAGUUCAGCCAUCAGCCCAGACGGUAGCUACACCCACAGGAUAUUCUUCAGAAAGUUACAGCCUGUCGAAUAUGGCAUCCAAGGUUACGCAAGUGACGGGUAAUUUUCCAGAACCAUUGCUUUCCAAAGGUCUUGCAUCUACUUCAAAUCCUGUCCUUCCUCCAAAAAAAAUACCCAAGGAAUUUAUAAUGAAAUACAAACGUGGAGAGAUAAAUCCUGUGUCAGCUUUGCACCAAUUUGCACAAAUGCAACGAGUUCACCUUGACCUUAAGGAAACAGUAACAACAGGUAAUGUUAUGGGACCAUAUUUUGCUUUUUGUGCUGUGGUGGAUGGUGUUCAAUAUAAGACUGGACUGGGACAAAAUAAAAAGGAGUCUAGAUCCAAUGCAGCAAAAUUAGCUCUUGAUGAGCUUCUACAAUUGGAUGAACCUGAGCCAAGAAUUUUAGAAACAUCAGGUCCUCCUCCUAUCCCUGCAGAACCUGUUGUUUCACCUGAACCAGUCUAUGUCUCAAAAAUACAUUAUGAAGGGAGACAUAUUCAGCAUGGAAAGAUAUCCCAAAUUGUUAAAGAAACAUUUAAUCAACUAAUAUAUAAUCAUUCAGAAUAUCUGAAAUGUAGCAAUUCAUUGGCUGCUUUUAUAAUUGAAAGAGCUGGACAGCAUGAAGUUGUAGCUAUAGGCACAGGUGAAUACAAUUAUAGCCAGUGCAUUAAGCCAAAUGGAAGAGUGUUGCACGAUACUCACGCUGUUGUUACAGCAAGAAGGUCUCUCCUUAGGUACUUUUAUAGACAACUUCUGCUCUUCUACAGCAAAAAUCCUGCUAUGAUGGAAAAAUCAGUAUUUUGUACAGAGGCAGCUUCUAAUCUACUCACUCUCAAACAGAAUGUCAACAUUUAUCUCUAUAUGAACCAGUUGCCUAAAGGGUCAGCCCAGAUUAAGUCACAAUUGCGUCUUAAUCCACAUUCUAUAUCUGCAUUUGAAGCCAAUGAAGAGCUGAGUCUCCAUGUGGCUGUUGAAGGCAAAAUUUAUCUGACUAUCUACUGUCCUGCAGAUGUUGUUAAUAGAGUAAGCAGUAUGUCUUCAAGUGACAAAUUGACAAGAUGGGAAGUGCUUGGUGUACAGGGAGCAUUGCUGAGUCACUUUAUACAGCCAGUUUAUAUCAGCAGUAUACUUGUUGGUAAUGGGAAUUGCAGCGAUACUAGAGGUUUAGAAAUUGCUAUAAAGCAACGUGUUGAUGAUGCACUGACUUCAAAACUUCCAAUGUUUUACUUGGUCAACAGACCUCAUGUUAGUUUAGUACCUUCUGCAUAUCCACUUCAAACAAACUUGGAAUAUAAAUCCCUGAGUCUGAAUUGGGCACAGGGGGACAUUUCUUUGGAGAUUGUGGAUGGCCUAAGUGGAAAGAUCACUGAAAGUUCCCCAUUUAAAAGUGGUGUGUCAAUGGCAAGUCGGCUUUGUAAGGCUGCAAUGUUAAGUCGAUUUAACCUGCUUGCCAAAGAAGCUAAAAAAGAAGAUUUACUUGAAGCUAGUACAUACCAUGCAGCAAAGUGUAUGUCUGGAUCCUAUCAAGAAGCUAAAACUCUGUUGAAAUCCUACUUGCAGCAACAUGGCUAUGGCUCCUGGAUUGUGAAAUCUCCCUGUAUAGAGCAAUUUAGUAUGUGA